Messenger RNA from Mytilus trossulus (common blue mussel), 1544 nucleotides. RefSeq lists its product as uncharacterized. NCBI's taxonomy places the organism in Eukaryota, Metazoa, Mollusca, Bivalvia, Mytilida, Mytilidae. The record is from RefSeq and is a predicted model, not a curated record. The transcript is spliced from 5 exons. Bases 87 to 1367 code for a protein of 426 amino acids.
GACCUAUUAUAGCACGUGCAUUUUGCGUAAUUAAAAUCGGUUCCGAUUCUUUUUUUACGCAAUCCGUAGACAAGAUAAACAACAAAAUGGCAGACGACCGCGACCGCCUUCGUGUUCGCGGUCGGUUUAUUAGGAAAGACAGAUUUAAAAAAUCCACAAGGAUGGACUCUUUAAAUGAGAGUGGUAAUUUGAUUCAAUGGGGAGACCAUGAAUACGGUUCGAGGGGAGAAAUGCCAUCGGAACCGACAAAAGAACAGACACCGGUAUUAGUUGAAAACAUUGCCUCGAAUGUUACGGUUUCAACUGAUAUCGGACAGAGUAAAAACAUCUCAUGGAAUGAAGGCAGGAGGGUUGUUGAGUUGGAAGUUCUAGCGGAACAACUCUUCUGCAACAGAUGCAACACCCCACUCCAUCUGAAGGAUAUAGUUGGUGAAAUGAGGUACGGCUUAGGUAGUCUUUUGGAGGUGGCAUGUCAGAUAUGCUCUGGUAUGAAACUGGUAUCUACAGGCAAGCGGAAUGAGAAAGGAGCAUUUGAUAUUAACUCAAAAGUCGCUCUUGCAAUGAUGCACUCUGGAAUGGGUCCUGAUCAUGUUGUGAAUUUUCUCAGCACAUGUAACAUACCCCCACCUGAUCCUAAGACACUGAAAAAGAAGGAGAAAUGCAUAGCAUUGUCACUUAUUGAUGAGGCAUCUGAUUCCUGCAUAACUGCUAGUGCAGAAGAAAAAGCUAUUUCUCCAAGUGAUGAAUUAGAAUGCAGUUUUGACGCUGGUUGGCAAACAAGAGGCUCUGGUUGGCAAUAUAACAGUAACACAGGACAUUCCAGUCUAGUUGGUGUAAAGACUGGUAAAGUUCUAGACUAUGAUGUAAGAAGUAAACUAUGCAGUAUAUGCCAGCAUCAUUUGGGAAGAAAGGAAACAGUUCCAAAUCAUCAAUGCAACAGUAAUUGGCAUGGAUCAAGUAAAGCCAUGGAGCCUGACAUGGCUUUAUCAAUGGUUACUAGGAUGGACAACAGAGGGUGCACAGUCGGCAUAAUUCACGCAGACAAUGACUCUACAACAUCAUCCAGGCUAAAGCAAAAGUUUGCAAACAUAAAAAAAAGAGACGAUAAAAACCAUGUCAAGAAAAAUCUGUCGAAACAACUGUAUGCAGCAGCAAAUAAGUACAAAGAGCUGAAGGGGAAAGGAGUCAUUCCAUACAUACUUAGAUGUUAUAUGUAUGCCAUAAGUUCAAACCAGUCAAAGGAGAAUGAUCUUUGUGAAAGAUUAGACAGUAUAGUUCCUCACCUAUUUGGAGACCAUUCAGGCUGUUCUGGGGAUUGGUGCACAUAUUCCAAGCAACCAGAAACUUACAGGUUUAAAUUUAACUAAAUUUAAAGGAUGUUAUACAUAUAAAAGAAAGUCUUUUAAAUGUUUUUAUUAUGAGUGAUAUUAUGUCAGAACAAAAUUUAAGUUUGGGAGCUGUUCUCAUAUUGCUAUUUCAAAUGCUGACAACCAAUUUUGUCAUAAAACUGCAGAAAAAAACAAUAUACAAUAAAACAAGUACAU